This is a messenger RNA of Cavenderia fasciculata, 678 nucleotides long. RefSeq lists its product as uncharacterized. The transcript has a single exon. The coding region runs from base 1 to 678 and encodes 225 amino acids. Gene Ontology annotation, molecular function: hydrolase activity. Gene Ontology annotation, cellular component: nucleus; cytoplasm. Lineage: Eukaryota; Evosea; Eumycetozoa; Acytosteliales; Cavenderiaceae. The record is from RefSeq and is a predicted model, not a curated record.
AUGGCAAAGGACCAAUCUGGAACAAUACCAAUAAGAAUUAAAAAAAUCAAAUUACAAGAUGAAAAUGGAGAUGUUUCUGGUAGAUUACAAGUUUGUGGACAAUUUCAAAUGUUGAUGAUUACAAAUUCUUCAACUGGAAGUGAAAGAGUAUUUCCAAAAGGAUCGGUUAAAAAAUCAGAAUCUUUGAAAAAGGCAGCCAAAAGAGAAACUAUGGAAGAAUGUGGAAUCAAAGGAAAGAUUUUAAAUAGAGAACCACCGAUUGUAGUGACUGAUACAUCAAAAGGAUCAAUCAUCCAUUACUAUCCAAUGUUGGUCACAAAAAAGAAAAAAGAAUGGGAUGAAAUGGACAAGAGACAAAGAAUUUGGGUACCACUAGACCAAUGCCUAUCGCAAUCUGAUCAACUACAAUUCAAACCUUAUAUUCACCAAGCUAUUCUAUCUUUGGCAAGAUUUAUAUCAACCAUUCCAAGUUGUACAAAUAUUAAUGUUCAAACUCCAAUGAACCCAGACGAAUGGAAACAAACAAAGAAAAUGGUAGAAAAAUAUUUAUUAUUUGAUCCAACCAAACAACAAAAAAAACAACAAAAAAAAGACAAACAAGAUCAAGAGGACAAUAGUAAUAAACAAUCAAGUAGUAAUGAGAGUGGUGGGAUUAUUGUAUCUCCAACUACUGCUUAA